AGUUUACAAGUCUGGCUGGCUUUAUAAAGGGAAUUUCAACAGCACUGUAAACAACAGCAUUACUGUUCGGUCAUUCAAAAAGCGCUACUUCCAGCUGACACAGUUGUCGGAUAACUCAUAUAUUAUGAAUUUUUAUAAAGAUGAAAAAAUAUCAAAGGAGCCAAAGGGAUGUAUUUUCUUGGAUUCUUGCACAGGAGUCGUACAGAAUAACAGGCUUAGGAAACAUGCCUUUGAGUUGAAAAUGAAUGACCUCACAUACUUUGUGCUGGCUGCUGAAAAUGAGCAGGAUAUGGAUGACUGGAUUUUCACUCUCAACAAAAUCCUGCAAAUAAAUCCAGAGGGAACCGUUCAGGAGAGGAAAAGUGCAGAUCUCACUGAUCUGAAACUUGACCCUGCAGAAGUUUUGGUGAAUUAUGAUUGCUCUCAAGAAGAGACUGAUUCUUCAGAGAACACCUUGCACCCAGACUUUGCAAAAUACAUCACAGAAACAGAAGAAACGGUGAAAGCCUCUCGAAAUAUAGAGCGACUGAAUCUUUUCUCUUUGGAUCCUGAUAUAGCAUCACUGAAUUCUCAGAAAAAGGAGUUUCCAGGGACAAAUUCAGUGGUCAAGCCAUUUGAAGAAAAGCCUGCAAAGAGGAUCCUGAUAACUUGCAAAUCCCUCAGUUUGAAUCUCCAGGCCUGUGUUACUGAAAAUGAAAAGGAUCCUUCAACCAAUGUAGAGCCUUUCUUUGUGAGCGUGGCGCUGUACGAUGUCAGGGAUGGCAGGAAGAUCUCUGCUGACUUUCAUGUGGACUUGAAUCACACACUCGUUAGACAGAUGAUUUCAGGUUCAUCAUUUUCAUUAGAAAAUGGCACUGUUGAAAAUACAGACUCAAAUGAAAUGGAAGAACCACAGAUCAAGGGGUUCCCAGAAGAAUGGCUGAAAUACCCGAAACAGGCUCUUUUCUCCAUAAGUAAUCCUCAUUCUGAGAUUGUAUUAGUGGCAAAAAUAGAAAAGGUGCUUACGGGAAACAUUGCCAGCAGUGCUGAACCUUAUAUUAAGAAUCCUGAUUCUUUUAAGUGUGCACAGAAAGUGUUAAAAUCCAAUAAACAGUUCUGCAGCAAGCUGGGGAAAUACCGUAUGCCAUUUGCUUGGUCAGUGAGACCAGUGUUUAAAGAUAAUCAGGGAAACGUUGACAGAGACUCCCGAUUCUCACCUUUAUUCAGGCAAGAAAGUAAUAAGAUUUCCAUGGAAGAUUUGAUUAAACUAAUAGCAGAAUACAGAAGAGCAGAGAAGAUUAGCAAAAUACAGACUAUACCUGGCUGUUUGGAGAUUGCAGUUGAUUGUGUUCCUUUGGAACAUCCAAACUGUGUAACUUCAUCUUUUAUUCCAAUCAAGCCAUUUAAUGACAUAAAGGAGCAUCAACCUACAGUGGAAGUUGAGGAGUUUGUACAGGAAUCAACAAAAUAUUCUCGACCUUACAGAGUAUACAAGAACCAAAUAUACGUAUAUCCAAAACACCUCAAGUAUGAUAGCCAAAAAUACUUCAACAAGGCACGGAAUAUAACAGUGUGCAUUGAAUUUAAAAGCUCUGACGAAGAAGGAGCAAAGCCACUGAAGUGUAUUUAUGGGAAGCCAGGUGGACCAUUAUUUACAACGGCAGCCUACACCGCUGUGCUACAUCAUUCCCAGAAUCCUGAUUUCUAUGAUGAGGUGAAAAUUGAACUUCCCACUCAACUCCAUAAGAAACACCACAUUCUGUUUUCAUUUUAUCAUGUCACCUGUGACAUAAAUGCAAAAGCUAAUGCCAAAAAGAAAGAGGCUCUGGAAACACCAGUGGGAUAUGCAUGGCUUCCUUUGUUGAAAGAUGCCCAGUUAGCUUCCCAAGAACACAAUGUGCCAGUAGCAAGCAGUCUGCCUCCCAAUUACUUGAGCCUUCAAGAACCAACUAGCGGAAAGAUUGGCUGUGAUGUCAAAUGGGUAGAUAGUGGGAAACCACUUUUCAAAGUCUCUACUUUUGUUGUAUCGACAAUAAAUACUCAGGAUCCAUACCUGAAUAAUUUUUUCCAUCAGUGCCAAGAAAGGGAAAAGGAUCUAUCCCAGCCUCCUACCUCAAACUUUAUCAAUUCUUGUAAGAAUUUGCUGAAGAUUGAGAAAAUCCAUGUAAUUAUGAAUUUUCUUCCUGUAGUCCUGAAUCAACUAUUCUGGGUUUUGGUGCAAAACAGUGAUGAUGAAGUUACAACAGCUGUGACCAGGGUUCUUACUAACAUUGUUGCUAAGUGCCAUGAAGAACAACUAGACAACUGCAUCAAUUCUUACGUGACGUAUGUGUUCAAGACCAAAUCAUGUGAAGAAAGGACUGUUCAUGAGGAGCUGGCCAAGAAUAUGACUGGCCUUCUGAAGUUAAAUGACCAAGUAACAAUGAAACAGGUUUUAAAGCAUUCCUGGUUCUUCUUUGCAGUUAUCUUAAAAUCAAUGGCCCAGCACUUGGUUGAUACAAAAAAAACAAAGGUUUCUCGAACUCAGAGGUUUCCAGAAUCAUUUCAAACUGCGCUGGAUACACUUGUGAUGGUCUUGGCAGACCAUCUUGUUUGGAAGUACAAAGAUGCUCUUGAAGAAACCAGAAGUGCUAACUACAGCACUGCCAAAUUUCUCAAGCGCUGUUUUACAUUUAUGGAUCGUGGAUUUGUGUUCAAGAUGGUCAACAAUUACAUAAGUAUGUUUGGAACAGGAGAUAGCAAGACUUUACAUCAGUUCAAAUUUGACUUUCUCCAAGAAGUCUGUCACCAUGAGCACUUUAUCCCUCUGUGCCUGCCCAUACGGUCUUCAAACAUUCCUGACCCUGUGACACCUUCAGAAUCGACACAGGAAUAUCGAACAUCAGAUAUUCCAGAGUAUACACUGACCAAUGAAUUUUGCCGUAAACAUUUUCUAAUUGGAGUCCUGCUGCGGGAGGUUGGUUUUGCCUUGCAAGAAGACCAGGAUAUUAGGCACCUAGCUUUGGCUGUGCUUAAAAACUUGAUGGCAAAGCAUUCAUUUGAUGAUCGAUACGCAGAGCCGGCAAAACAGGCACAAAUAGCAAACCUGUACAUGCCACUCUAUGGAAUGCUUUUGGACAAUAUGCCAAGGAUUUACAUGAAGGAUAUGUUCCUUUUCAAUAUCAAUACUUCCAAUCAGGGAUCUAGGGAUGACUUGAGCACAACCGGAGGAUUUCAGAGCCAGACAGCAAUGAAACAUGCAAACUCUGUGGACACCUCCUUUUCCAAAGAUGUUCUGAACUCUAUAGCAGCCUUUUCAUCAAUAGCUAUCUCUGCAGCAAACCAUGCUGACUCCAGAGCUUCCUUAGCAAGUCUUGAAUCUAACCCAAGUACCAAUGAAAAAAACAGUGAGAGAACUGACACGUGUGAAAAGAUCAUGAGACCUUUGUCUUUGAUUGGAUCGACUCUUCGUUUUGACAAGCUGGAUCAAGCUGAAACUAGAAGCCUUCUUAUGUGUUUCCUUCACAUUAUGAAAACCAUUUCAGAAGGUGCACUGAUUUCCUACUGGUUGCGAGCACCAUUCUCAGAAAUAACAGACUUUUUCAGCAUUUUAGAGGUUUGUCUGCAAAAUUUCAGAUAUCUAGGAAAACGCAGUAUUGUAAGGAAAAUUGCUGCUGCUUUUAAGUUUGUUCAGGCCACCCAGAAUAAUGGAACCCUUAAAGGUUCGAACUCCUCUGGCCAGACAUCAGGUCUGCUCUCGCAAUGGAUGCAUUCUACUUCUAGUCACGAUGGCCACAAGCAUCCCAGAUCUCAAACAUUACCAAUAAUCCGUGGCAAAAAUGCACUUUCUAACCCCAAACUCUUGCAGAUGAUAGACAGCAGCACUGCAAGCAGCUCCAAUGAGACGGACAUUGUACAGUAUGUAGACACAGAGGCAAACAUUGCUACAGAAGUUUCCCUCACAAUCCUUGACCUGUUGUGUCUUUACACUCUGAAUCACCAGCGGCAGCUUCAGCAAUCUGAUUGCCAGAAUGCGUUGAUGAAGAAAGUCUUUGACACACACAUGCUCUUUCUGCAAAUCAACCAGUCAGCAGCAGCUCUCAAGCAUGUCUUUGCCGCCCUACGGCUGUUUGUAGGCAAGUUCCCAUCAGCAUUCUUCCAAGGACAAGCAGAUCUCUGCGGUUCACUCUGCUAUGAAAUCCUGAAGUGUUGUAACCAUAGGUCACGUUCAACUCAGACAGAGGCAUCUGCUCUUCUUUAUUUUUUCAUGAGAAAGAACUUUGAAUUUAACAAGCAGAAAUCAAUAGUCAGAUCCCAUCUACAGCUCAUCAAAGCAGUGAGCCAGCUGAUAGCGGAUGCAGGGAUUGGUGGAUCUCGUUUUCAACAUUCACUUGCAAUUAUAAAUAAUUUUGCUAAUGGAGACAAGCAGAUGAAAAACGUUAAUUUCCCAGCAGAGGUGAAGGAUCUGACCAAACGCAUCAGAACAGUUUUAAUGGCCACAGCUCAGAUGAAGGAGCAUGAGAAGGACCCUGAGAUGCUUGUGGAUCUGCAGUACAGCCUAGCAAAUUCAUAUGCCAGCACUCCUGAAUUACGUAGGACAUGGCUUGAAAGCAUGGCCAAGAUUCACGCAAGAAAUGGAGAUUUAUCAGAGGCUGCUAUGUGCUAUAUUCAUAUCGCCGCUCUCAUUGCAGAGUACCUGAAAAGAAAGGGUUACUGGAAAAUGGAAAAGAUUUGUACCUCACGUAUGCUCCUGGAAGAUGGUCAAGUCUCUGAUAGUAAUGUGUUACUAACAACUCACAAUGGAGGAAGCUUAUUUUCCAUGGGAUGGCCUGCUUUUCUGAGCAUUACCCCCAACAUUAAAGAAGAAGGUGCUAUGAAAGAGGACUCUGGGAUGCAAGAUACUCCCUAUAAUGAGAAUGUUCUUGUGGAGCAGCUGGAGUUGUGUGUUGAAUACCUGUGGAAGUCUGAGAGAUACGAGCUUAUUGCUGAGGUUAACAAGCCUAUCAUUGCUGUUUUUGAGAAGCAGAGGGACUUUAAAAGACUGUCUGAUUUGUACUACGACAUCCACCGGUCAUACCUGAAGGUUGCAGAAGUAGUGAACUCUGAGAAACGUCUCUUUGGGCGGUAUUACCGUGUUGCAUUUUAUGGGCAGGGUUUUUUUGAAGAAGAGGAAGGUAAAGAGUAUAUAUAUAAAGAACCCAAAUUAACCGGCUUGUCUGAGAUCUCUCAAAGGCUGAUGAAACUUUAUGCAGACAAGUUUGGAAUAGAUAACGUGAAGAUCAUCCAGGAUUCCAACAAGGUCAACCCCAAAGACUUGGAUCCAAAAUAUGCGUAUAUCCAGGUGACAUAUGUCACACCUUUCUUUGAGGAAAAAGAAGCUGAAGAUCGAAAGACUGACUUCGAAAUGCAUCACAACAUCAACCGUUUUGUGUUUGAAACACCUUUCACGCUCUCAGGAAAAAAGCACGGGGGUGUAGAAGAGCAGUGCAAGAGGCGCACAAUCCUGACAACCAGUCACUUGUUUCCCUACGUGAAGAAGCGUAUUCAAGUCAUAAGCCAAACCAGCACAGAGCUGAACCCUAUCGAAGUAGCGAUAGAUGAGAUGUCCAAAAAAGUCUCAGAGCUCAAUCAGCUUUGCACAAUGGAAGAAGUGGACAUGAUCCGACUGCAGCUCAAACUCCAAGGAAGUGUCAGUGUCAAGGUAAAUGCUGGACCGAUGGCCUAUGCUCGAGCUUUUCUUGAAGAGACAAAUGCUAAGAGAUAUCCUGAUAAUCAAGUUAAGCUUCUGAAGGAAAUCUUCAGGCAAUUUGCAGAAGCAUGUGGACAUGCUCUUGAUGUCAACGAACGCCUUAUUAAGGAGGACCAAUUUGAAUACCAGGGAGAGAUGAAGUCUCAUUAUAAGGAUAUGCUCAACGAGCUGUCUGCAGUUAUGAAUGAACAGAUUGUCUACAAGGAGGACUCGGCAAAACAGCAAGGAAUGGAGCGCAGUUAUUCACGAGUCGUCAAUAGAGCCAGCUCAUCUGCGCCAGCAGCAGCCACCCCGGCAAAUCCUGAUGCUUGACUGUGCGGGGAAUGCACGGCCUU
This is a messenger RNA of Egretta garzetta (little egret), 6042 nucleotides long. RefSeq names its product dedicator of cytokinesis 10 (gene DOCK10). Gene Ontology annotation, molecular function: guanyl-nucleotide exchange factor activity. NCBI's taxonomy places the organism in Eukaryota, Metazoa, Chordata, Aves, Pelecaniformes, Ardeidae. Gene Ontology annotation, biological process: positive regulation of GTPase activity; dendritic spine morphogenesis; small GTPase-mediated signal transduction. The transcript is spliced from 51 exons. Bases 125 to 6019 code for a protein of 1964 amino acids. The record is from RefSeq and is a predicted model, not a curated record.